GCUUCGUUUGCUAUUUAUUUAAAAUUAUAUGAUUUAACGCUAUUUAUAGUGAAUAAAUACCAUUACUCUCAAGGGAUGAGUUGUAUUCAAUCUAGAAUUCUAAAGUAGACUUGAAGUCUAUACAUAUCUAUUUCUAGAUAGAAUACACCCUUUUAGGUUUUAGGGGUUUUCGUAAAAGCAAGAAUUUGGAAUUAUAAUUUGCCGGCUUUCAUAAUUUUUAAGAAUAAUUAUUGAGGGAUUCGUACUAUUUUUCUCAAUUAUUUGUUUCCCUUCUUGAUACAUCAAGUGUUUGAUUUUUAAAUUCUAGAUUCGACAUGUUAAGUGAGUUUAUUUGGAUCAGUUUGAUGUCAAAGUACAUUUAUCGGUCCUUUGUUAAGAUGCGGCCAAGAAAACAUCCUAAUGAUUGUCAUAAUGCAAAAAACGAAGUGAUUUGUAGAGAGGAGUUGGUGCGUUUGCGCCAACUGGUGGAUUUGUUGGCAAAACAGGUGGCUACAGUGAUGAACCAACAACAGGAAUUGUUGGCAUCAUCGGAAUGUGGCUCUCACAGGAAAGACACUGAUGUGAGGGGCACGGAAGCCACACUGUUGAUUGUUGGAGCGACAGCAGGUCAUGGAGUUGCUGGCAUUGGUGAUGUGACAGAGGGACACGGGGCAGGGAGUGGGGCUGCUGCCAAUCCCUCUGAUUCGAAAACCAACAAAAAUUUUGAUGUUAAGGACAAAUACUCAGUACCCAAUACCACCAUUCACACCUUUGCUAAGUCUGGAGAUCUUUUUGGCUUUAAGAGUUUACUUCAGGAUGACCCUUCUCGUCUUUGUGAGAGAAGCAUAUUUUUGUCACAGACACCACUACAUAUUUCGGUCGCAAACAAUAAAGUUGAGAUAGUCAAGUAUUUGCUUGACUGGAAAGGACCAGGCGAGAUCGAGUUGGAAGCUAAAAAUGCUUAUGGUGAGACUCCCUUACAUUUGGCAGCUCAGAAUGGAAACAACGAGGUAGCAAGGAUGCUUCUAUCUCAGCAUGCCAACAUCGAAGCCAAAACCAAUAACGGUUUGACUCCAUUGCAUCUUUCUGUUUUCUAUGCCCUAGAAUAUGGAGACUACUCAACAAUGUCGACAUUGUUAGAUUGCAAUGCUAAUUGCUUUGCAGAAAACAACGAGGGCUUGAUUCCUUUAGACUAUGUCCCGGAUACUCUAGAUAAUGAAGAAUUGCGCAGACUCUCCCAAAAUGUUGAAGAGCUGAGACGCCGUGAUUACAAUGUAGUUACACACAGUGGAGGGCAAAAAAUAUUAGACGAGCUUGCCUGCGAAUUAUCAAAGCUAGUGGGACUACAUGAGCUUAAAGUGCAACUUCGGAAAUGGGUGAAAGGGAUGAUUUUGGAUGACAAGCGCUGGUCCAUGGGGAUAGAUCUUGGGCCCCGGAAAGCACCUCACAUGGUAUUCCUUGGAAAUCCUGGUACAGGAAAGACUACUGUAGCCCGCAUUCUUGGUAAACUACUCCAUUCUAUGGGUUUUCUUCGUUCCAAUAGCGUAACUGAAGUUCAAAGAACGGAUUUGGUGGCUGAAUAUAUUGGUCAAACCGGACCAAAGACUAGAGAAAAGAUUGAAGAGGCCAGGGGAGGUAUCUUUUUUGUGGACGAAGCAUACCGUUUAGUACUUGAACAGACAGCAAGUUACAAGGAUUAUGGGCUGGAAGCUUUAGAGGAGAUCAUGUCUGUAUUGGAAGAUGGAGAUAUAUUAGUAAUUUUCGCGGGUUACACAGAACCAAUGAAGCAUUUAAUGUCUUCAAACAAAGGAUUAUGUAGAAGGGUAACGCGUUUCUUCCAUUUCGAUGAUUUUAGUUCGCGGGACCUUGCCGAGAUUGUGCAUGUAAAGAUGACUCAACAAAAGAAGGGGAGCGAAUUCUGCGGAUUCAGGUUGCAUCCUUUCUGUACUUUAGAAGCUGUAACCGCAGUCAUGGAGAAAGAAAGCACAGAAAAGUUGCGCAACAAAAUGAACGGGGGAUUAGUGGAUCAUAUGCUAACUAAUGCGAUAGAAAACUUGGAUGCGAGACUUAGUCUCGAUUGCGAAGGUUAUGAGUUACUUACGAUCAUGUUAAACGAUUUAGAGGUCGGACUUCAACAAUUAUCAUCGCGUAUAAAUAUUGUCGAAAGAGAGAAGGAACUAAGACAUACAUUAGAGGUGUAAGAAUAACUUUGAUUUCAUUUGGAUUAUGAUUCUUUUUUAGUUGCAUUUG
This is a messenger RNA of Olea europaea var. sylvestris, 2229 nucleotides long. RefSeq lists its product as uncharacterized. Lineage: Eukaryota; Viridiplantae; Streptophyta; Magnoliopsida; Lamiales; Oleaceae. Gene Ontology annotation, molecular function: protein binding; ATP binding; ATP hydrolysis activity. The coding region runs from base 315 to 2180 and encodes 621 amino acids. The transcript has 7 exons. The record is from RefSeq and is a predicted model, not a curated record.